UGAGACUUUGCUUUUGAUCAACUCUCAUUCCGUAAUCUUUUCAAAGCAUUAAGCGAAGAAAAUACUUUAUUUUCAAACUAUAGAAUAUGUGCAAAAGGGUAUUACAGUACCACCAAGUAGAAACCCCUCCACCACAACCUUUCUUCAAAUCACUAAAGAACACUCUCAAUGAGAUCCUUUUCGCCGACGAUCCGUUCCGGAAAAUCAGGAAAGAAUCGAAAAUGUCGAAAAAGAUCGAGUUAGGGUUGCGGCACGUGUUCCCGAUCUUGGAGUGGGCUCGUGGUUACAAUUUGGAGUACUUGAAAUCAGACGUUAUCUCAGGGAUCACCAUAGCAAGUCUUGCUAUUCCUCAAGGGAUUAGCUAUGCUCAACUCGCCAAUCUCCCUCCAAUCCUUGGUCUUUACUCGAGCUUCGUGCCGCCAAUGGUAUACGCGAUAAUGGGAAGUUCAAGAGAUUUAGCUGUGGGUACGGUGGCGGUGGCGUCGUUGUUAACGGCGGCAAUGAUAGGGAAAGAGGUAAAUGCGGUGGAGAAUCCAAAGCUUUACCUUCACUUAGCUUUCACCGCCACUUUCUUUGCCGGACUCAUGCAAACCUGCCUUGGCCUCUUACGGUUAGGAUUUUUGGUGGAGAUAUUGUCGCACGCUGCGAUCAUAGGGUUCAUGGCAGGAGCCGCGACGGUGGUUUGUCUACAACAACUGAAAGGAUUACUUGGUCUCAGUCACUUCACCCAUUCCACUGAUGUCAUCUCCGUUCUUCGGUCCAUCUUUUCUCAGUCUCAUAUGUGGAGAUGGGAGAGUGGGUUACUAGGGUGUUGCUUCCUCUUUUUCCUUCUUACAACCAAAUACAUUAGCAAGAAGAGACCAAAGCUAUUCUGGAUAUCUGCAAUGGCUCCACUUGUUUCUGUCAUUUUUGGAAGCCUCUUCGUUUACUUUCUCCAUGCCCAGUUCCAUGGCAUCCAAAUUAUUGGAGAAUUAAAGAAAGGGAUUAAUCCACCGUCCAUCACACAUUUGGUUUUCACGUCACCUUAUGUCACGUUGGCUCUUAAAACCGGCAUUAUCACUGGAGUCAUUGCUCUUGCUGAAGGAAUUGCAGUGGGGAGAAGCUUUGCGAUGUAUAAGAAUUACAACAUAGAUGGGAACAAAGAGAUGAUUGCAUUUGGGAUGAUGAAUAUUAUGGGUUCCUUCUCCUCUUGCUAUCUCACUACCGGUCCGUUUUCGCGUUCUGCGGUGAACUUCAACGCCGGUUGCAAAACGGCGGUAUCAAACGUGGUGAUGGCGGUUGCAGUAGCAGUAACAUUACUGUUCUUAACGCCAUUAUUCUUUUACACACCGUUAGUAGUUCUGUCAUCAAUCAUCAUAGCCGCCAUGCUCGGACUCGUUGACUACGAAGCAGCAAUGCAUCUCUGGAGACUCGACAAGUUCGAUUUCUUCGUUUGUCUAUCUGCUUUUUUAGGCGUCGUUUUUGGUACCAUUGAGAUUGGUCUCAUCCUCUCUGUGGGAAUAUCAGUGCUGAGAUUAUUGUUGUUCGUGGGAAGACCAAAGAUUUAUGUAAUGGGAAACAUUCAGAACACAGAGAUCUUUAGGAACAUUGAACAGUACCCUCAAGCCACUACUCUCUCUGGCGUCAUCAUUCUCCACAUUGAUGGUCCUAUUUACUUCGCCAACUCUAGCUACUUAAGAGAUAGAAUUGGAAGGUGGAUCGAUGAGGAGGAAGAUAAACUGAGAAAGAGUGAAGAAAACAGUCUACAAUACAUCAUACUUGAUUUGAGUGCUGUGGGGAACAUUGACACAAGUGGUAUAAGCAUGCUUGAGGAACUCAACAAACUACUUGGACGAAGAGAGCUUAAGCUAGUGAUAGUGAACCCAGGAGCAGAGGCGAUGAAGAAGCUAAGCAAGUCCAAGUUCAUAGAGUCCAUCGGCAAAGACUGGAUUCAUCUCACAGUAGCAGAAGCCGUCUCAGCCUGCGAUUUCAUGCUCCACACAGCUAAACCGGACUCACCGGAGAAAAUCUCGGGUGGUGUACCGGAAUUUAACAACGUUUAAAGGUUUCAAAUUGAAUUCUCACAUUUAUAUUUUCACCAACAAUAAAGUCGAAAAGCUAAGAGUCUGUUAUUCAAAUUUUCACUACUACUACUAUUGCGUUUGCGUUUAAAAACAUAACGCUGUUAAAUUAAAACUUUUUUUCACAUGAGAACUUGUCUUACUUGCGAGUGAAGUAACAAUAACCUUCACGGAGACGGUGACUGCUGAGCGCAGCCGCAAAAGGCAGUCCUCUUCUUCGUCUUCUUCUUCAUUGAAACACUUCUUGUUCCACCAUAGAUGUAAUCCCUUAGAAGAACUUUAGACUUAGUAUCUGAGACCUUAGACUUAUUAGCUUUACUCUCUUUUUCUCCUUCAAGUUUCAUCAACAGAAACUGAAUCCUCUGUAUCUCCAACUGUAACCUCCCAAUCUUCUCCGAACCUCUUCUCGCAUGUUCAGAUAUCCUCCUGCUUCUGUUACCAUCCUUCUCUGAUUCAACCUUCGUGGACAGCUUCUGAUUCACGUUAAACAGUUUCUCUACUGCUUCCUCUGCUUCUUUGAGCUGACCUUUGAUCGUUGCGUAUUCUUCAUUCUCCUCUGUUUCGACUUUGUUUGAUAAAUCUUUUACAGUGAUCUGAAGAUUCUCCAGCUUCUUUAAAUCAGAACCCAGUCUCUCUAGAACUUUCCUCUUGUUUACUUCUAUGUUCGGAUCCAUGAAUCCAUCGAAAAUCUCUAGUUUAUCGACAAUCAAUGACUCUUCAGACAGAGACUUACCUUUGGCUUUCACUUUAACUGCUGUUUCUGUCUUGUGAGUUUU
Messenger RNA from Eruca vesicaria subsp. sativa (arugula), 2836 nucleotides. The record is from the annotation of a GenBank genome assembly. NCBI's taxonomy places the organism in Eukaryota, Viridiplantae, Streptophyta, Magnoliopsida, Brassicales, Brassicaceae.